AAGAAGGUUUCAUGUCGUAUUUUAGUACUACAACAGACAUAAUAUAAUGACAGCAAUGACUACUUCCACGACAAAACUGUGUUGAUGUAAGCAUAGGGAGAGGGAAUUCGAUGGGUAGACAUGGGUAGUGGUUGAAGAACAAUUCAUCAGAAAUUUAGAAGGAAAAAAAAAUCGAAGCGGACUAGGUAAAUCUUUCUUUGCUUCUUGAAAUCAGAAAUUAUAGACUUGUUCAAAGACUCCAAUUAAUCUAUAAAUAGGCAUGUUCUCAGGCAAAGUUUCUUAUCCCUUCCAAAGCAAUCAAACUUACAAGAUUUUAAGCUAGAAACAACAUUAUCACAAUGAAAGGUGCUCAUUUCCUCCUAGCAAUUUCUCUCUUGGCUCUAGCUUCCUCAUUUGCCUAUGCAUCUGAUCCUAGCCCUCUCCAGGAUUUCUGCGUCGCCAUCAAUGACACCAAGGAUGGUGUGUUUGUUAAUGGGAAGUUCUGCAAGGAUCCAAAGCUUGCCAAAGCAGAAGACUUCUUCUUUUCAGGGCUCAACAUCCCAAGAAACACAUCAAAUCCAGUGGGAUCAACUGUGACUCCAGUCAAUGUUGCCCAGAUACUAGGACUUAACACUCUUGGAGUCUCAUUGGCUCGACUUGACUUUGCACCCGAUGGUGGCCUAAACCCCCCUCACACUCACCCUCGUGCCACGGAAAUUCUAGUCGUUGUGGAGGGCACACUCUACGUUGGCUUUGUUACAUCCAACCCAGAUAAUCGUCUAAUCACCAAGGUGCUAUACCCUGGAGAUGUGUUUGUUUUCCCUGUUGGCCUCAUUCACUUCCAGUUCAAUGUGGGGAAAACCAGUGCCGUUGCCUUUGCUGCUUUUAGCAGCCAGAAUCCUGGUGUCAUUACAAUAGCCAAUGCAGUGUUUGGAUCAAACCCACCCAUUAAUCCUGAUGUUCUUGUCAAGGCCUUCCAAUUGGACAAGAAUGUGGUGAAAAAUCUUCAGUCUAAAUUCUGGUGGCCUAACAAUUAA
This is a messenger RNA of Durio zibethinus, 1016 nucleotides long. Its product is annotated as germin-like protein subfamily 1 member 13. Lineage: Eukaryota; Viridiplantae; Streptophyta; Magnoliopsida; Malvales; Malvaceae. Gene Ontology annotation, molecular function: manganese ion binding. The record is from RefSeq and is a predicted model, not a curated record.